Messenger RNA from Gasterosteus aculeatus aculeatus (three-spined stickleback), 3504 nucleotides. Lineage: Eukaryota; Metazoa; Chordata; Actinopteri; Perciformes; Gasterosteidae. The record is from RefSeq and is a predicted model, not a curated record.
ACGGCAGUGAGAAUGUGACGGGUUUGGACUUGUCGGACUUCCCGGCCCUGGCGGACAGGAGUCGAAGGGACGGGGGAUCGAACCCGACGCCGCUGCUCAACCCGCUGGCUGGUCGGGCCCCGUACGUUGGUAUGGUAACCAAGCCGUCCAGUGAGCAGUCGCAGGACUUCUCCAUCCACAACGAAGACUUCCCCGCCCUCCCCGGGCCCAACUACCAAUCGAAAGACACCACCAGCGCCAGUGAGGACAGCAAAACGCGCGCUCACGUCCUGACUCGUCCCAUUUUUUCGGAAUGUUUUUUCCCUCCGUUUUUGUCCAAUCAGAAUCUAAACUCGUCGGGAAAGCCCGCCUCCAACUCCGACGGUCCAAAGUUCCCUGGCGACAAGAGCUCGGCGCCUAGCAACAACAACCAGCAGAAGAAAGGGAUCCAGGUGCUUCCCGACGGGCGCGUGACCAACAUCCCGAUCGGCAUGGUAACGGACCAGUUCGGGAUGAUCGGCCUGCUGACGUUCAUCCGGGCGGCGGAGACGGACCCCGGCAUGGUGCACCUGGCGCUGGGCUCUGACCUCACCACGCUGGGCCUCAACCUCAACUCCCCCGAGAACCUCUACCCGAAGUUUGCGUCUCCGUGGGCGUCGGCUCCGUGUCGACCGCAGGACAUCGACUUCCACGUGCCCUCAGAGUAUUUAACCAACAUCCACAUCAGGGACAAGCUAGCAGCCAUCAAGUUGUCUCGGUACGGUGAAGACCUGCUCUUCUACCUCUACUACAUGAACGGAGGAGACCUCCUACAACUCCUGGCUGCAGUAGAACUGUUCAACCGGGACUGGCGGUACCACAAAGAGGAGCGGGUCUGGAUCACGCGGGCCCCGGGGAUGGAGCCCACGCUGAAGACCAACGCCUACGAGAGGGGCACCUACUACUUCUUCGACUGCCUCAACUGGAGGAAGGUGGCCAAGGAGUUCCAUCUGGAGUACGAGAAGCUAGAAGAGCGACCUCACGUUCCCUCCACGUUCAACUACAAUCCCGCCCAGCAGGCCUUCUGAUUGGCUCUACCUCCUCCUGCCUGCCUGCCAUUGGCCCUCCUGGCUCCGCCCCCCCACACACAUAACAAAGCAAAUCUGGCCAAUGAGGACGUCCCGAUCCCCCAAAAAAACGAUCUUGAAUAGACUUCAUGAUUUUAAACCUUUUUCAGAUUUAUUUUGUUUGUUUUUACCCGUUUCCUCACUUUCUGUUUAGUUUUUACCCCCCCCCCCCUCAGUGGAGCACAGACUUAACGUUCAGCACACAGCAACACGAGCACUGUAAAUAACUGUCCAUCUGACCAGUGAUUCCUUCUCGUCUUAAACAUUGGGGACUAUUUUUGUCCACUGAAGCUUUUAAGAACCAGAUUUUAAACCUCACUCAGAAUUCACCUGUCGGUGGAUAAUUAUUUCUUUCUGUGUCACUUUGAUCUUUGGCAGGAAAAUAUUUAUCUUUGUUUUUACCAGGUUGUUUUUCCAGCAGCAUUACAAAUCAACAACAACAACAACAACAACACAUCAGCAGACAGUCAGGAGAGAAAAUGCAAUGUACAUUGUAGCACUAUUUCAUAAUAAAAGAAGAGAAAAUACCUUUUUUUCAGGGCGGUCUUUAUAAUACGGCGACAUGAUUUUAAAGUCAAGCCGUUUGAAGGAAACUCAGAAUCUUCAUCUACAAAUAUUUAUUCGGCGAUAAAAAUGAAACAUCCGGUUGAUGAAUCAGAAAGAGAAAGUAGAACCCUCGGCGCAUUAAUCCACAUUGUACGUUAAAUCAGAGAUAUUUUACUCUUAUUUGUAUCCUUUUCAUCAUUGAUUAAUGGAAGACAAUAUAUUGUUCAAAAAUAAUAGUUGACGCCACUUUUAUUAAGAGCCCAAAUAAUAACGGCAUUUUUUGAUUUUUUAAAUUUAUUUAAAGAUGAAAUUGAAUAACGAAAAAAAAAAUCGAAUAACCUCAGAUUUAUUGUUCAAAAUAAAACAACAUAACGUUACGGGCAUGAAUUAUGAGGGCAAAUAGAAAUACACAUAAUCUAAAAUAUUCAAAUAGUUUGAAUUCGAUUGUGAGCACAUCCCACUUUUAAUUCUAUUCUUUUUCAUCUUGUUUUUAUUAUGGUUUUAUUCUAACAUUCUCCUUCCAGAGGAACCCCUGUUUUCUUUCACCUGUUUAUUUUUAAGUUAUUCUUCUUUUAUUUGAAAGGUAUUGUUUAAUUUCCGCCUGGCAACAGUUCAAACCAAUCAGACGCCUCUCAGGAUCAUUAAACCAAACAAAAAAUAAACUUAAUUUUCCUUUUGACGGCCAGAUGUUCAGAUCGAUGUCAUUCAGGCGUAAUCCAGCUACCACGCUACGGCUAGCUAACAUUAGCUUAGCUUAGCAUCAAGAUGUCUUUUACACUUCAGUUUUUAUACAGAUUGAAUAAAUUGGAUGAACAGUUAACUGGCUUCAGAGGAGAAAGGAUUGUGUCCCCUUUGGACAGAGCCAGGCUAGCUGUGUCCUGUUUCCAGUCAUUAUGCUAAGCUAAGCUAGCCCGCUGCUACCGUUAGCUUCACAUCCAGCGUAGAGACACAAGACUUGCAUCGAUCUGAACAUCCGGCUCGAGGAAGCAAAGACUGUUUCCUAAAAUUUGACUUUUAGUCUUCAGCCUCCGUUGAGACGCGUAUACAGAUGUUUAUGAAAACAUAUUUCUGUUUUAUCACCAAACCUCCUUUUUACAAAUCAGAUCCGUCCACACGAGAGAAAAAAAACCUCCAGAUUUAACUUCAGUGAGCUUAUUUUCUAGCAGUUAUUUCACUAUUCACACACAAUUGAUAAGUUAUAGUAAAAAGUUAUUAUCAGCAAAUAACAACGUGCGACACGUGAACUCAUGAAAAUGUUUACUUUUUUGCAAAUUUUGUGUGGAUUUGAGACCAAAACGUAAAGGAGAAUUCAAAAGAAAAAUAUAUAAAUGUACAAGUAGACUGAAUCCUAAAAUCAUCACCAGCCACCAGGAAUAAUCCCUUUUUUAACAUUAGAUAUCAGAUUAAGGUUAUUUUUAAAUCCUCUCCAGCAGGCACCAAUGUGCAGGUGUGUUCAUAUAGAUAUAGAUAUUAUAUAUAUGAACACACCUGCAAAGACCAGGCAGUGUUUUCAAGAAAAAAGGUAAAAAUAAACAAAAGGUUCUGAAACGAGGACGCCGUCCAUCAGCUGGUCACCAGUAAACGAUGCAAUACGAGACGCUUGUUCCAGGCGACCAACGACAACAACAACAACAACAACAGCAGCAGCGACCACCGCGACCACGUGACCUUCGGCGACGAGGCCCAGCUCGUUCACACUGCAGCAGCGAAAAGCCAAGGACACGCCCCCAGGCCCCAUGUGACACGCAUGGGGCGAUCUGAUUGGAGGAUUUGAGGACUGAGGCACUUGGCCGUUUGGCUGUUUUAUUAAAUAUGGCAGCUAGUGUUUUAAUAGGAAAAAGAAUAAAAUAAAUAUUCUGGUAAUGAAACUGAA